This is a messenger RNA of Guillardia theta CCMP2712, 720 nucleotides long. RefSeq lists its product as hypothetical. The record is from RefSeq and is a predicted model, not a curated record. The transcript has a single exon. NCBI's taxonomy places the organism in Eukaryota, Cryptophyceae, Pyrenomonadales, Geminigeraceae. The coding region runs from base 1 to 720 and encodes 239 amino acids.
AUGUUCUCUCUGCAAUCGCUCUGGCAGCAGUGCAUAGACGCUGUAGAAUUGCUCAGGAGAUCCAGCGAAGCAGAGACGGGUGUCUUGAACGAGAUAAAGCUAGAGACUGAGUUAGAGAGGAGAUUAAGACUGCUCCAUGAGCGCGAGAGGAGGGUUGAGUCGGGUGUAAAGGACAUGGACGGCUUCAAAAGGAUGCAGAGAUGCAGGGAUGCGCUAUCGACGCUGGAUAGGAAGGGUUGGCCAAGGUCAUUCCAUCAGAAGGAGUUCCAUGACGACUUUCUAAGAGCUUGUGCAAGAUUGUUUUGGAAGACGGAGCCCAAGGGACAAUUCAACAGGGACCAUCAAAAGAUAUUGGAGCUCAAUGGAUGGGAUCAUCUUGCACAGGAGAUCCUUGUAAGCACGCCGAGAAGGUUUGGAAAAACAAUAUCUGUCAGCAUGUUUGCGGCUGCUAUCAUAUUCUCGGCCCCGUCCAUUGAAGUAUCCAUUUAUUCCACGUGUAAGCGCAUCUCACAGAAGCUGUUGAACAAUAUCCGGAAGUUCCUCCACCUAAUCUACGAAGGGAUGGACGCAGAACCCUUCAAGGUGAUCCGCUCCAACAUGGAGGAGAUCGUUCUCAAAGGAGACAAUGGAAGCCAGGACGUCAGACUCGUCAAUUCUUAUCCAUCCAAGGUAAUGCAGUGUGGUAGUUUAGGUUUUAUUUACACACUAACAAAAUGCUAA